Moesziomyces antarcticus is the source of this 333-nucleotide messenger RNA. RefSeq lists its product as uncharacterized. The transcript has a single exon. The record is from RefSeq and is a predicted model, not a curated record. Bases 1 to 333 code for a protein of 110 amino acids. Lineage: Eukaryota; Fungi; Basidiomycota; Ustilaginomycetes; Ustilaginales; Ustilaginaceae.
AUGUCCAGACCGCAGAUCUGCAAGCGCAACAUGGCCUUGAACGAUAACUUCUUUGAGCAAGCGCUGAUGGCACCCCAUACUGCAAAGCUGAGCGCACAAGUGGAGAGCGCGAUCGUCGGCCUCCGUGUAGCCGUUGCGACCUCGACUAGGUCUCAGGUGCACAAAGAUCGCUUUGUACAGGAGGUGAGUACCUGUCAGCGGCUGGAGCAAUCCGACGUGUUCGCUGAGCUCCUCGGCCAGAGCGUCCAGGCGGUGGUGGUCCAGGCUAGCCGCUCGAAUGCGCUCCCUGUUGCUAGCAAUCCAGUUCCCAGCUCUGGCCACCAGGCGUCUUGA